UUUCCGACAUCGCCUGUACACGAAACACGGAUGACCGAUGACGGUCGACGGGUGCAUAUUACGUGUUGUGCGGAUUGUCAUUAACUCAUAUGUGAAUUGUGAUUUGUGACUGGUGGCAGAGGCCGAAAACAGCCGCCACUUGCGAUCGGUAUCUGGGAUUCCCCGUAAUAUCGAGUAUCGAACGCCACAAAGACAUUGCAACAAUUGAACAAUAUUAGAAUUAUUUAAGAUAACAAUGUAGUAUUCGUUUUUCAUAUUAUACAAUAAUAAUUACAACAAUAAUGCAGUAAUAUAAGAAGUUAUCAAUUUUUCUAUAGACAUUUUUAUUAAAAUUCAUGAUUCUCAGUUAACUCAAUAAAAUUGUAAUUCUGUUGAAUUUUUAAUUUCUAUAUUUUAGUAUAAUUAUUGCUUCAGAAGUUCAACAUUAAGUUUUCUAUCACAGGAGCCACAGAAUUCUGCUGUAGUAUCAUUAUUCUAUGGUAGUAGCUGUACCUAAUGCCACAGAAUAAGUGGUCUAAAUUCCCAUGAAAAAUUUACCACUUUGCAGUCUCAACCAAUGGAAAUGGCCACUGCUACACAGAAACAUCUUGGUGCAAUGCCUUUGCAACAAACAUCACAGCCACCGCCAACCACUCAAAUUCAAAUCCUUGAAUCUUCUGGACCUGAAUUAAUCAAAAGUGUUCAAUCGAUUUUGAAUGAAAUGUCUCCUUAUAAUAUGCUUUCAAUAAUUAAGCGUUUUAAGGCAUUGCCUAUUGACAAUAUGUAUUAUCUAGAGAAAACUGUUGAUUUAGUUUUUGAAAAGGCAAUUGAAGAACAAUGGUUUGCUCCUCUUUGUUCAUCUUUAUGUUCAGCUAUGCAAUCCUUAAAAGUGAUUUCUAAUAAUGGUAAAAAAGCAACUUUUAAGAAUUUGAUUAUAGAUAAAUGCCAAAGCCUAUUCGAAUUAGACAAAGACCAAGAAGUGGAAUCUGCUAAGAAAUAUACUAAAAUCCGUUUGUGCAAAGAUCAAGAAAAGAAAAAAGAACUUCAACUUGAAUUUUUAGAGCUUAAAAGAAGAUUAUGCAAACGUUCCGUGGGAAAUUGCAGAUUUAUCGGUGAAUUAUUUAAGCAAAAUUUUCUUCCUCCCAUUAUUAUGUUGUUAUGCGUUCAGAAUUUAUCUACUAAAUAUGCCGAAGUACCACUUGAGUGUUUAUGUAAUUUAUUAAAGACUGCCGGAAAAGAAUUGGAACAAUUAUACAAUUUAGAUGAUACCUUUAAAAAACUUCAAGAUUUAACAAAUACAAUAAUUAUACCCAAUAUUUCUUUAAGAAUAAUGUUCAUGAUACAGGGUAUCAUUAGUUUAAGAAUGAAUAAGUGGAUACCAAGUGUUGAGAAUAAACCCAAAUUGAUAAAUUAUGUCAAAAAUGAAGCAGUUAAACGACAAUCUAUAUCGCCAGUUUAUGAUAGACCUAAAAAACGAAAUCAUCAUGGUGAUCACAAAUUUAGGAGUGGUGAAAAUAAAAAUGGUCGAGGAAAUGAGGAUCUGUUUAAUGUUGAUAGAAAUGAUUCUAAGUAUAAGCAACAAAAUUCCACUAUUGACCAAACUAAACUACAAGGUUUAAAGGAAAACACAUCUGUGACAAACUUAGGUUCAUCUAAAUGGUCAUUUUCCACAGACAAUAAUAUGACAUCUACAAGCCAUCACCCAUAUGCUGUUUUAAGUUAUGAUGAAAAUUCAUUUAAUUGUCUACAAAAUAUGUCAAAUGAAGACACAUCAAAAAAGCCAAUUAUAUCAGAAUCUGAAGAAAGACAAAAAAUUAUGUCAGGAACGGCAUUUAGUGUAACGAGUUUGAAGCCUCAAUUUGCUCAACUCUCUCCUUUGAUAAAUUCUUCAAAUUCAAAGCCCAUAGAGACUGUUGAAGAACAUAUUAUGUUAAAAUUGGAAUCAGAAGUUACUAGUAACACUUAUAUGAAGUGUGAAAAUGUAAAAUAUGAGAACCUAGAUGAUUCGUCAUCUGUCGCAACUUUAUUGCCCCCAAAACAGACAAGGUUUACAAGCAGUAACUUUUUUGCUGUUCUAAAUGAUAAUGAAAAAUCAUUGAAAACUCAACAAAUUAUGUCAAAUAACACAACAAAGGAGUCAAUUGUAUCAGAAACUGAAGAGAGCCAAAGGAUCAUGUUUGGUAUAGAAACUUUUGUGCCACAAUUUGCUCAAUCAACUCCUUCAUUAAAUUUUUCUAAGACAGUUGAAGAACCAGUGUUAGAAUUGGACUCUGUAAUUGCAUAUACAAUUAAUAUGAAAUGUAAAAGAAUUCUUCUAGAGUUUGAGAAACUGCAAAAUAUAGAUAAUAUAAUUAAUGCGUUAUCAAAAGAUGAAUCUUCAGUAAUUCGCACAAUGCAUGAAGAGUUUGUGAAAUCAAUGUCACUUAUAACUUUAGAUAAUAAUCCUGUUAUCCAAACAACAGUAGUAGGAAAAAUUUUUGCCGAACUUUUAUCCAAAAAAAUUCUUUCUAUGGUUGCCAUCACUCAAGGAAUUGAUGCUGUUCUUAAAAAUUGGAAUUAUUUUAUGGUGGAUUAUCCUCAAUUUUUCUCAUAUAUUGCUGCCAUUAUAGCUCCAUUAUUAUUAUCACAGAAUGCUUCAUUUGACUUCAACAAUUUAAAAGAUUCUUGUAAAUCUUUACAACCAGACAAUUCUAGUAAAUUUUUUACUGAAGUAUUAAAUAAAAUUCAUGGUUCUAAAGAGACGCAGAACACUAAAGAACAGCUAGGUGGUAUAUUAUGGAUUUACUAUAAGUGGAGGGCUUCAGAAAAUGUUUCUCUUGACGUAUUUAUACCUAAUAACCAAAUAAAUGAAUAUUUUAAAAAUAAUCUAAUUGGAGUUUUCCUUUUAUCUAUUGCUAUGUAUGAUAAAAUGAAGCCAAUUGAUGAUAAACUUUUGUAUGACAUAAUGCCUAGUUGGAUAAAUAUUAAUAUCAGUGCAGAAAUAAUAAAACGCCCUCAGUUUGUAUUAGCAUUAACUAUAGCUAUUGUCAUGGUUAUAUGUUCGAAACUGAAUCACUCAUAUGAUGAUUUCUUUAAUCAUGUUCAUGUAAAAUUGUUAAACUGCUAUAUUCGGUUUGAACCGCUUCUACAACUUGAAAUCCAGGCACGAGAAGUACAGUGUCUGUGUGGCAUUCAAUUAAUGUCUGCAUUACUUCAACAUCCAGGAGGAAUGUCGUUGAAACUUUUUCAUAAGCUCUACCAUGAUGGAGUCAUAAGUAAAGAAUCAUUUGAACUAUUCAUAAAAAAAUAUGAAGAAACUGCUGAUCUGUAGUGUACCCAUAUAUAAUAUAAAAUAUAUAAUUUAUGAUUAAACUAACACAAACUUACA
This is a messenger RNA of Acyrthosiphon pisum (pea aphid), 3346 nucleotides long. RefSeq names its product eukaryotic translation initiation factor 4 gamma 3-like. The record is from RefSeq and is a predicted model, not a curated record. Gene Ontology annotation, molecular function: translation initiation factor activity; protein binding; mRNA binding. Gene Ontology annotation, cellular component: eukaryotic translation initiation factor 4F complex. NCBI's taxonomy places the organism in Eukaryota, Metazoa, Arthropoda, Insecta, Hemiptera, Aphididae. The coding region runs from base 557 to 3289 and encodes 910 amino acids. The transcript is spliced from 22 exons.